Molecule: messenger RNA, 750 nt
Organism: Rotaria socialis
Lineage: Eukaryota; Metazoa; Rotifera; Eurotatoria; Philodinida; Philodinidae
Source: the annotation of a GenBank genome assembly
AUGCAAAAUAAUUCAUCGAUCAUUGAAAUGGAAGCAGAACGUGCAGACAAUCAAUUAACUAGUGACAUGCAACUUGGCACAACACCCACGUUUACAAUUGAACUAAAACAUAUUACGAACGCUAUCUCGGCAUUAAAGAACAAAAACUCGGCAGGUCUCAAUGAUGUAUCAAAUAAAAUGAUCAAGUUAUUACCUAAACCAUAUCAUACACUAAUAUGGUCCUCCUUCAAGUCAUUUGCAUCGAGCUUAUGUUCUCCGCCACACUGGCAUGUCGCCAAAAUGAUCCUAUUGUCAAAAACCAAAACGAACAUAGUAAAUGUGUGUGAUACACGCCUCAUCUUACUGUUGCCAUAUUUUUCAAAGCUAUACGAAAAAAUUUUCCUAAUACAAUUACAUAAAUGGGUAAAUGAUAAUGGUAUUCUACCGGAUGAACAAACCGGAUUUCGACCUGGCCACAAUAUGGCAGUACGCUUGGUUUCAAUCAUAGAUCAAAUUGGCCAAUGUUUAGCUUUGAAUACAGCAGCGGCGGCUAUUUUUGUGGAUUUCAAAGCAGCAUUUAAUCAAUUGUGGUACAAAGGUCUAUGGCUCAAACUAUACAAGCUAAAUUGUCCAACAUAUUUAAUAGCAUGGCUAAGGAAUUACCUAGCCGGGCGCGCGGCGUAUAUUGAAAUAAAAGAAACAAAGUUCAGCACUUUUACUCUCUACAAGGGCGUACCACAAGGGUCAUGCAUGACCCAGCAAUUUUUAUAG